Molecule: messenger RNA, 1910 nt
Organism: Phacochoerus africanus (Common warthog)
Lineage: Eukaryota; Metazoa; Chordata; Mammalia; Artiodactyla; Suidae
Gene: DNAAF11
Product: dynein axonemal assembly factor 11
Exons: 12
Coding region: 104-1522 (472 amino acids)
Biological process (GO): outer dynein arm assembly
Cellular component (GO): cytoplasm
Molecular function (GO): protein binding
Source: RefSeq, a predicted model, not a curated record
CCCAAACUCGGGUACCGACGCGGAUAUACUCGGAGGCGCGACUGGGAGGUGGCCAGGGAGUCGUGGAGGCGAGCUUCCCGGGCCCGCGAACCCGCGCGGCGCCAUGGGCCGGAUCACGGAAGAUCUUAUUAGACGGAACGCCGAGCACAAUGACUGUAUCAUUUUUUCCCUGGAGGAACUCUCUUUGCAUCAGCAAGAAAUAGAAAGACUAGAGCAUAUUGACAAAUGGUGCCGGGAUUUAAAAAUUCUCUAUCUUCAGAAUAACUUCAUUGGAAAAAUUGAAAAUGUUAGCAAACUCAAGAAACUUGAAUAUUUGAAUUUAGCCUUAAACAACAUUGAAAAAAUUGAAAAUUUGGAAGGAUGUGAAGGGCUGACAAAGCUUGACCUGACGGUCAAUUUCAUCGGCGAGCUGAGCAGCGUGAAAACCCUCCAACACAACAUCCACCUGAAGGAGCUCUUCCUCAUGGGAAACCCCUGUGCCGACUUCGACGGCUACAGGGACUUCGUGGUGGCCACGCUUCAGCAACUGAAGUGGUUGGAUGGUAAAGAAAUUGAGCGUUCGGAAAGGAUUCAGGCAUUGCAGAACUUUCCAGCAGUUGAGCAGCAAAUCAGAGAGCAGGAGAAAGCUUAUUGCCUCACACGAGCCAAGGACAAGGAAGAGACUCAGAGGAAACUGCAAGAGGAGGAAAACGAAGGCAAGGGGAGCAGCCACACCGACUCUGAUGGAUGCUGGUUCACAGACAUCAGCACCACGCUUCUGUCUUCUGAAGAGAACAAAGACCACAUCCAGGCACCACAAAUACCAGAAGGGGAAUGCAAGAAGAAGAAAUCAGACAGCAGUGAAGAUGACCUGGAAUUCUGGAACAAGCCCUCGCUGUACACUCCCGAAUCUAGAUUGGAAACUCUUAGACAUAUGGAAAAACAACGAAAAGACCAAGAAAAAUUGAGUGGAAAAAAGAAGAAGGUGAAACCACCCAGGGUUUUGAUCACAGAAGACGGGAGAGCCCUGAACGUAAAUGAGCCAAAACUUGACUUCUCUUUGAAAGAUGAUGAAAAACGUAACCAGAUCGUCCUGGACCUCGCCGUGUAUAGGUACAUGGACACCUCUUUAAUCGAUGUCGAUGUACAGCCAACAUACGUGCGAGUCACGGUCAAAGGAAAGCCAUUUCAGCUCGUGCUCCCUGCAGAAGUCAAACCUGACAGCAGCUCUGCUCAAAGAUCGCAGACAACAGGGCACCUGGUCGUCUGCAUGCCCAAGGUGGGUGAGGUGAUCACAGGCUGUCAAGGAACGUCGCCGUCUGUGAAGAGCGCACGGGACCUCGGCAGAGCGCAGACACACCGAAGAAGCCAGCAAGUUGAGAGACUAGAGGUCGAUCCCAGCAAGCAUUCCUUCCCUGACGUGGCUAACAUCGUCCAAGAGGAAAGACACACACCCAGAAGAGUUCAGUCUGAACCCAAAAGAAUACCAGGCGAGGAAGAUCCAGGCUUUGAAGAUAAUCCCGAAGUGCCUCCGUUGAUCUGAAACUUCAGGCUGUGCUGACCCACCAAAAUCUUUCCCAGGUUUGCUCAGUGCCAAGAGUGUGUGUAUAUGGUUUAUGGGGUAAACACAGUUACUUUUCAAUAUCACUACUCCUGUGCUUUAGCUUCUCCUCUGUGCAGUCAUGCACUCAACCUAGUUUAAAAUUAAAAUGUAUGCCUUCAGAGUGCUGUGACAUCAUUCGUCUGUCAUAAAGUGUUGGCUGGAGAAAGUGCUCAGUAAAUCACAGAACUGUUACAGAAACGUGCCGAUUAUAAAUCCCAGAAGUGCCUGCUUGUGCAGAUGGGUGAGGUCAUGGAUUAAAGGAGUGAUUCUUAAACUGGGACUUCUGGAAUUCCCAUUAGGGCUCAGCGGGUUAAGAACUCAACGUAAU